This is a messenger RNA of Echinostoma caproni, 339 nucleotides long. The record is from the annotation of a GenBank genome assembly. Lineage: Eukaryota; Metazoa; Platyhelminthes; Trematoda; Plagiorchiida; Echinostomatidae.
AUGCCGAUGCGAUCAAAUGGUAGCAUGAUCAGCGAGGCCUCGGGACAAGCUUUACCUUUCAAACUCGCCAUCAGCAAUCUCCGUCCAGAUUUGUUCCGGGUAUCCGAACACGGCUUAGAUCUGGAUCGAGUUCGUCGAAAACGUUCGACUUCUGGCUGGUGGAAUCCCGCAAGACGAACGGAAGGAGACCGUGUACAGCACGACUUUCACGCCUCUGUAUCUGACCCCGUCGGAUCCGCAUCGUCGUCCGCAUCGGAAAGUAUCAAUUUCGCACGUGAUCCGUGGACUGGACCAUCCAUUCGCUUCCUCCGAACGGGAGCUUCUUAUUCCGGUGAGUGA